AUGUCCGCGCGAGAGUUGAAAAGAAAGUUAGAGGAGCUGGGCGUCGAUACGAGCGAUUGCUUCGAGAAGGGCGACUUGUUGCGGAAGUUUGAAGACGCGAAAGCGAACGGAGGUGGAGCGCGGGAGAAGAAAGCGGCGUCGUCGAGGAGGAGCGAUUCGGCGCGAGCAGAGUCGAGCUCUUCGUCUUCUUCGUCGACAAAGCAGAAACAAGGAAAAGAACAACCGAAAAACGACUUCUUUGAAAAUUUCGUGAAAGGCGUUAAAGAGAAAGUAUCCGUGGACGCCCUCGUGUCAUCGUUUCGAGAAACUGCGAAUCGAUUGGAAGUUCGGUACGGCGUCGGGGCGAAAACGAACGAAGUCGUCGCCGGCGUGCGCAAAUCCGUGGUUGAUUUCGAUAAAAAUGUAGGCGCGACCAAGUUCGUGAAAAAUUCGUGGCCGCCAAUACGAGACGCGUAUCAGAAAGGAAGGAACACGCCGGCCGGGAAGGUGGCGAACUUUGUGUUUUGGAUUUGGUUGUUUUCGAGCGGGAUAUUUUGGACGUUGUUAUAUUCCGUGGCGUUGUUAGCGUUCGUGACGAAUUUGUUGUUUCCUCAGUUCAUUUCGGAACGAGUGGAAAAGAUGCAAGCGCAGGCGAGGCAGAGGAUGGAGGAAAUGCAACGAAACCAGUACGGUGGUAUGGGCGGUCCAGGCGGCAUGGGAGGCAUGGGAGGUAUGGGCGGGCAGCAGCCACCGAGAAGCAACUCGAGCGGGGGGAGGAAAACGUACGGCGACGCCUCUAACCAAACAAUAGACGUAGAUAUUGAUUGA
Bathycoccus prasinos is the source of this 807-nucleotide messenger RNA. RefSeq lists its product with no specific name. NCBI's taxonomy places the organism in Eukaryota, Viridiplantae, Chlorophyta, Mamiellophyceae, Mamiellales, Bathycoccaceae. The record is from RefSeq and is a predicted model, not a curated record. The coding region runs from base 1 to 807 and encodes 268 amino acids. Gene Ontology annotation, cellular component: chloroplast. The transcript is spliced from 2 exons.